ACUGCGCGACGUUUGCAGUGCUGUAACUGCGCAAGUCUUUUACAGUGUUGUAAACAUACCGACUACAGACUUGCAGAGAUUGCUAUGAAUUGUUCAGUUCAUUGGUACAUUCGUGUAAACUCGGCAUGACUCUUACGAUAUAUCUUUUAACAAGGCGUAAUAAAUAGCAACGUAAUACCGUUAAAUCGCGAUACUGGUAUCUCAACAAUGGCAUCAGAAGACGAAAUUAACGUUCUGGUCAUGGUGAUAGAUGUCAACCCUAUUUGGUGGGGCCAGCAAACACAAAGGGAUCCUAAGUUCACCCUCUCAAAAUGUUUGGAUGCUUUGAUGGUUCUGGCAAAUUCCCACUUGAUUAUGGCAAGAUCCAACAAAUUAGGCAUCAUUGCAAACCUCUAUCAAGAGAGCCACUUCUUAUAUCCCAGUAAGAAGUGGAAAUCUGGGGAGGUGUUAUCUGCUAAUGGUGAUGGCAAAUAUGAGCUUCUGUCAUUUGCCAAUGAUCUCUUAGCAGAAGAGCUCAGAAAUCUCUUGGACAGAACAGAGGUCAGCAGCAAUCAAACAGACACCUUAUUGGCCGGAUCACUCUCCAGAGCUCUGUGCUAUAUCCAUCGAGUCUCUAAGGAAGUGGAAGCUGGGCAGGAUGUGAAAUCAAGGAUCUUGGUUAUAAAAGCAGCUGAGGACUGUACAUUACAGUACAUGAACUUCAUGAAUGUGAUCUUUGCAGCACAGAAGAAGAAUAUCCUGAUUGAUGCCUGUGUGUUGGACACUGACUCAGGACUUUUGCAACAGGCUUGUGACAUAACUGGAGGCUUGUAUCUUAGAAUUCCACAGAAAAUUGCUCUGACUCAGUAUUUGUUGUGGGUGUUCUUACCAGAUGCAGACCAACGCUCUCAAUUGUUAUUGCCGCCUCCAGUACAUGUAGACUACAGAGCUGCUUGCUUCUGCCACCGGAACCUUAUUGAAAUAGGCUAUGUCUGUUCAGUGUGCCUAUCAAUAUUCUGUAACUUUAGUCCAAUCUGCACAACAUGCGAGACUGCCUUUAAAAUGCCACUGCCUCAGAUGGCUAAAACAAAGAAGAAGAAACUUAAAACUGUGAACUGACCCAAUCUACCCACAUACUGGUUACCUCACAAAUCUGUGUUUGUAAAUGCAAGGUUCCCCCAUGAGUAUUUUGUUGAAUAGCAUAUCUUACCACAUAUUUUGUGCUUUGAGUGGGAGGAACAGGUCAAAAAGAAUUUGAUAUGUUUAUUUGAACAGUAUGUUUUGAUAAUGUUGCCUACAUAUUAAAAAAAGAACCUGUUUUAAAAAAAUCAA
Messenger RNA from Myxocyprinus asiaticus (Chinese sucker), 1311 nucleotides. It is a transcript of the gene gtf2h3, whose product is annotated as general transcription factor IIH, polypeptide 3. The record is from RefSeq and is a predicted model, not a curated record. The transcript has 13 exons. NCBI's taxonomy places the organism in Eukaryota, Metazoa, Chordata, Actinopteri, Cypriniformes, Catostomidae. Gene Ontology annotation, cellular component: transcription factor TFIIH holo complex; transcription factor TFIIH core complex. Bases 208 to 1098 code for a protein of 296 amino acids. Gene Ontology annotation, biological process: nucleotide-excision repair; regulation of DNA-templated transcription.